Sporisorium graminicola is the source of this 1566-nucleotide messenger RNA. RefSeq lists its product as uncharacterized. Gene Ontology annotation, molecular function: aldehyde dehydrogenase (NAD+) activity. The coding region runs from base 1 to 1566 and encodes 521 amino acids. The record is from RefSeq and is a predicted model, not a curated record. NCBI's taxonomy places the organism in Eukaryota, Fungi, Basidiomycota, Ustilaginomycetes, Ustilaginales, Ustilaginaceae. The transcript has a single exon.
AUGAGCACGACACAAGCUACCUCAAGCCGCUCAUCGGAACCCGUCACCAUCUCGACGCCUACGGGCCACAAGUGGCAGGUGCCCUCGGGUAUCUUUAUCAACAAUGCCUUCCACGCCUCGGCAUCGGGCAAGACUUUCGAGUCGGUCAACCCGGCUACGGGCGAAGUCCUCUGCAAGCUGGCUCUGGGAGGAGCUGCCGACAUUGAAGCAGCGGUUAAAGCAGCACGAACCGCCUUCAACACGGUGUGGGGCAAGAAGUCCACGCCGACGCAACGCUCGCGUCUGCUGCUCAACUUUGCCGACCUGAUCGACAAGCACUUGGACGAACUCGCCGAGCUCGAGAGCAUGGACAAUGGCAAGCCCGUCUGGAUGGCCAGCAGCUUCGACGUUCCCGACUCGGCCGGCUGCUUGCGCUACUACGGCGGCUUGGCCGACAAGAUCGAAGGCAAGACGAUUGAGCAGACCGAAGGCGAAAAGAUCGCCUACACUCGCAUCGAGCCGCUCGGCAUCUGCGGACAGAUCAUCCCUUGGAACUACCCUAUCCAGAUGGCCUCCUGGAAGCUGGGUCCUGCCUUGGCAGCCGGAAACUGCGUCAUCUUGAAACCGGCCGAACAGACGCCGCUGACCGCACUCAAGCUGGCCCAGCUCUCGGUCCAGGCUGGCUUCCCGCCGGGCGUCAUCUCUGUUGUCAACGGAUACGGCGCUGACGUGGGCGAGGCCAUCUCGAGACACAUGGAUAUUCAGAAAGUGGCCUUCACCGGCUCAACAGCCACGGGCAAGCGCAUCAUGAAAGCAGCUGCCGAGAGCAACAUGAAGAAGGUGACGCUCGAGCUGGGCGGCAAGUCGCCUGUGGUGGUGUUUGAGAGCGCCGAUAUCGAGCAAGCGGUUCGAUGGGUGUGCUUGGGCAUCCUCUUCAACCAGGGUCAAGACUGCACCGCUGGUUCGCGCCUGUUUGUCCAGGACAAGAUCUACGAUACCUUUAUGCAGCAGCUCGUGGCGGCAUUCAAGGCGCACAAGGUGGGCGAUCCUUUCCACGAGCUCACAUUCCAAGGACCACAAGUAAGCAAGCAGCAGCACGAGAAGAUCCUCGACAUGAUCGAGUCGGGCAAGCGUCAAGGUGCCAAAGUCGAAGUAGGCGGUCGAGCGUGGCAGAGCCCGGACGCCAAGUUCAGCAAGGGCUUCUUCGUCGAGCCCACCAUCUUCUCUGGGUGCCGCAAGGGAAUGAGGAUCGUCGACGAGGAAAUCUUUGGGCCCGUUCUUGCCGUAGCCAAAUUCAGCACCGAGGAGGAGGCGGUGAAACUUGCCAACGAGACCGAGUACGGGCUGGGCGCCGGCGUGUUUUCCGAGAAUGCCAGCCAGAUCCAGCGCAUGGUCUCUGCGAUCGACGCAGGUACCGUGUGGGUCAACAACUAUGUGGCGCUGAGCAACUCGGUGCCGUUCGGAGGGAUGAAGGCGAGUGGAUUCGGACGAGAACUCGGCGUGGACGCGAUCAAGGCCUACUGCGACGUCAAGGCGAUCCACUGGAACUAUGGCGAGAAGCUCGAUUGGCCCCUUCCCAAGCUCUGA